CAUUCAUGAUUGCAAGUCGUAAAUACAAUCUGUCGACUAUAGUAAUGAUGCAGUUCGGGCGAUAUCGUAACGGAAAACUGUUGUUACUUGGCUUUUCGCUAUUUGUAUUGUUAUGUACAUAUGCAUACAGGAAACAUGCUAAAUCAACGACCGCAAAGUAUAAUGUGAUGGUAUGGUGGAGCCCAUAUGUAAAACAGCUAGAUUAUCACCGGAAAUGUGGAGAAAUAGAAUGUCGUUUUACAAGCGAUAGAAGAGUGCAAAUGGAUCCUUUCUUCUCGGGCUACCUUUUCCACGGGAGUAAAGUUUCCAUAUAUGACAUGCCAUCGAAUCGCAGAAUAGACCAAUAUUGGGGAUUGUACUACGAUACAUCUCCCAAGGAUGCACCGUUUCUUCUGCAUGCAUUGGAUAUAUUCAACUUCUCAUCAACGUUCAGCCGAUACAGUACGGUCCCGCUCACGCUGCAGUCAUUCACUACAUUAGAAGAGCUGAUCAACUAUAAAAAUAUGUACACAUUCGGACAAAAAUCCAAUUUUCAAAGGAAAAUGAAAAUGGCCCCUGUACUGUACAUACAGUCUCGCUGUGAUACGCUUACUGGGCGAGAAUUGUACGUCAAGGAAUUAAGCAAAUACAUAUUAAUAGAUUCCUACGGAGCAUGUUUGAAUAAUAAAACAUUGCCAAAUGGAAUAACAGACAAUUCAAUGAAUGUUACUGAUGUUCGUAACUUCUACGACUUUGCCUCCAAAUACAAGUUCAUUAUUGUUUACCAAGACAUGAUCUGUGAAGAUUAUAUAAUUGAUAAGUUUUGGAAAUCCUUAAGUCUGGGGAUUGUUCCUAUUUAUUUUGGGGCAACCAACAUACGACGCUAUCUACCAAACCCAAAUUCAGCCAUUUUGAUAGAAGAUUUUAGCAGCCCUCAAGAACUAGCGCAAUUUAUUUCUCAAGUAUCCAACAACGAAGAUGUUUACACAACUUUCUUGUACCACAAAACCAUGGACUUUUACCCAAUAUCCAAUCAGUUAUUGGUCAAUGCGAUCUUCAAGGAAGAUAUCAUGUAUUUGGAAAGCAGGAGAACUCGAUCAAUAGUUGAAUUCGAGUGCACCGCAUGCGUACAAAGUUAUCACCAGGAACAUCAUCAAUCUCAUCAGAAAGAGAUAUCAUGCGAACUCCCGUACUUUCCACCUGGAAAUUUCACUCUCAAGGCACUACCACGUGUUCAAGAAUUUAUCGAAAAAGCUCGGAUGGAAGCAGCUAUUGUGCACAAAAUGGCAGACGUGAGAGCAACGUAAUAAUUAGAGAUCUGUCGAUAUCCCUAAUAAGGCUAUUUUUUAUGAAUACGAUACAAAACAAAAGAUCAUAGUUUUUUCUCAGUUGGGGCGCAGUUGUAUGGAAAAACCCAAACUUCAUCCAAUCUAGUGAGAUCAAGAUUUUACUAAAUCGUAUGGGAAAACGUAUUUUUUUACAUUUUUGCUCUUAGCGGCUUCAAUUUAUCGCCAAUCACGUGACUUAAUACGUUAGCAUAUAGUCUGAAAGACUUUGCCGAAGAAGGUACGUACCUAGCUGGAAGGUCUACAAAAAAUGUUAUUACGCAUCGAAACUUGAUUGCUCAAACCAGAGUCUAUUAUAUAGAGUUGCGCAAAGAGGAUCUUCUUACUCUUAUUCUGAAUGAUGCUUUUGUUAUUAUGUUGAAAACUUUCAUUUUUGUUCAACCCUUCAAGUGACUUCACGGGAGUGAUCACUUCUAAAUCUUUUUAAUUCGAUAACCAAAGUCACCUACAGAGUGCAAACACGUGAGUUUCUUGUUGCAACUUUAUUGGGGGGUGUAUUGAAGUUUUUUGAAGCUGUUUUUUAGAACAAAUCUAAUACAUUUCAAUUCAUGAGUUUUAAUUCGCCAUAAUAAUCAUCAGGCGAUAACAAUACUUCCGCCUUACCAACAAUCAUUUGUUUACUUUGCUCGAUAGGUAGACGGUUUGACAGUUCAAUAGGUAGAUUUAGCUUCACUCUUUGCGUAACUCUAUAUAUAAUAGACUCUGGCUCAAACAUGUUCAAACUAGGGAUCCUAUAAUGAGAGAUAUGCAAAUACUUUUCAAAACGAUUUAGCAACGCUGUUACUUUUGUUAGCAAACGCUUCCAGCACUUGCCGCAGCGGAAAAUGUUGAAGCUUGUAUAUGACUUCGCAUUUGAUAACAAUUUGGAACAUGUUUGUCUAUCCACUAACAGUGUUUAAAUAGGCAUUGUCAAUAAAAUAAAAGUGCAACACUAGACUACUUCACUUCUAGUGCAACACUAGAUUACUUCUACUCGUGAAAGUAAAACAAAUUGUUUAUUCGAUAAAACUUUUCUUAAAAUCUAUCUCAAUACCUCUCAAUCUGCAACAAUAACAACGUUCAUUUGGCUCACGUUUUGACAGUUCUCAAUGCAAAAAAAUAUUGAUCUUAUUGAGAAAUUAUUGGUCCACGUAGUUCGGCAGUGCUGACAGAAUAAACGAUUUUUUGCAUAUGAUUAGAACAAUCAAUCUUAAAAACGUUAUAACUUUUUUCGUGAACGUUCCAGCAACAAACGUUCUUCAGCAAAGUUUUUCGUCAUCCUUUGGGUUAUAAUUUAAUGCAAUGUGCUACUUGGUUUACGAUGAACUGAAACCUCUAGAAGUAGUAAUGCAAAAAACACGUUUUCACAAUUUCAUUACAAACUUCAAACGCGAUGCGGAAAACGAGUUGUUUGGGAUCCACACUGGUUUCAAAAAAUCAUUGAUUUGAAAAAAUGACCAUGACACCCCACUCUAUGCAUACAGCCUUGAUUUAAGACGAAAAGUUUCAGAAUGGUAUCAAUUGAAGAACGUUGAAAGCAAAGUUCAGAAUGUAGAUUGCUUAAGUGAAUUCAUAGGUGAUAGGUAAUCAUAGGUGAUCAUUUGAAUGGAAGCAAAUGAAGCAUAUGUUUAUACCACCCCCCUGAAAUGAGAUGUAGUUCUUGAAGCCGUCUACCGAUUGGGUGGCGCUAGGGUUGCCUUUCCCAAUUUAAGCUCCGUUCAUACCGCCUCGAGAGCAUUGGCGAUUGGCACUUUGAUGUUUCAUGAAGAAGAAGAAGCAGAAAGAUGAUAAUCAAAAAUAGUCGCACAGGAAAACAUACAAAGAAAUUUUUGAAACACUUCUUUAAAAUUCUAGAAGCAAUAUAAUUAAAAACGGUAAGCAGUACGGGGUUAGUCUUGUUUUUUACUGCACAAUAAACACAAUAUUUCAAUUUCAAUUUUUAUUCUGUGAUAUCAUACUUAAUACACAGUAUAAGAAAAGUCCAACCCCGUACUGUUUACCGUUUUUAAUUAUAUUUCCUCUAGAAUUUCAAAGAAGAGUUUCAAAAAUAUCCUCGUAUGUUUUCCCGCGCGAAAUUUUUUGAAUAUCAUCUUUCUGCUUCUUCUUCUUCAUGCAACAUCAAAGCGCCAAUUAAUUACGUCGAAAAUCACGCAACAAUGCAAUACAUCUCGUUGAAUAUAUUUAAUUUAACAAUGCAACACAUGCCGCUUACGCCGAUUACGCAUCCGACUGUUCUGACUUCGUGUGUUUAUUGCUUAACCGGCAAUGUUUACAUCCAGCACCAUGUUUUUGGCUUCAGUCGAGUUGUUCGUGGAUGACAGCCGUUUCAUGGGGGUGGUUUAUACCAGAGACGAUGGUAUUAUAUAGAGACACGCGGUGUUAUGUGAGAGUUCUAUUUGUACACCACUGUCCGUCACUCUACGUAGCGUUCCUUACUGUUGCUGUACGUUUUUACGUAGACGAACCAUUAGAUCACGGAGUGGAAGCAUUAAGAUUACGGGCGCAUUAGAUUUAUUCUAGUGUGAAUAAAACACUGAAAUUGUGAGUAGGCUAUUCAAUGUUCAUUGUAAACUAUGUGAAAUUAAGAAAUAUAUUUCAGCUUUGAUCUACGUGUUUUCAAUUUGUUCUGCUUUAAGAGCAGUGCCCGUCGCUAUUGUUUCCAACACGCGGAGAGAAUAAAAGCAAUUCUGGCUUCACGGCCAGCAGUCAAAAAAAUUCUGUGCGAUCGGCAACAUAAAAAAUUGUGAGAACUUGAAGUGACUCUCAGUGUGAGCAGUUAUUUCGUUUGCUCCAACUACAUAUUUUCUCUUGUUUAGCACCAUUUCCUUAUAUUCAACAGUAAAUAUGAUUAAAUACCAUAUAUAAAUUUGCUAUGAGAACUCUGAAAACAUCUUCAUUCACUGAACUCUCGAUUGGUAAUGUUUGUUUACUUUGCUCGUUUGGUACCGCGUUUGACGGUUCGUUUGGUACUUUCGGCUUCACUGUUUGCGGGUCUCUAUCUAUAAACAACGUCUCUGGUUUAUACAGCGAUCCUUAUUUGGCUGUUUAAGACUACCUAAGGGUCAAUUUCUUCACCACCGCUGAACUCUUAAGCGGUGCUUACCCAUACGCUUAAAACUGGUUUAAGCACUAAGCGGAGGUAAAGAAAUCGGUCCUAAGUAAAGGAAUGAAAACUAUAUGAAAAAUAAGCCAUACACAGAUAGAAAAAUCCACUGAAAUUUACGCGAAAAAUCAUGCACGCAUAUAAAUGAAAGCGCAAUUCCACACGGGAUACAGCCUAAAUGUAUACAAUAUUUGACGUGAAUCGUCAAUAUUCCACACAAGUUGUAAGCAAUCUUGUUAGAAAGAGGACCAUUUCAGCGAAGAAUAGCGUAAAUUUCCGCAUGUCAAGUUUUAUGCGCUGUUUAUUUUUCAUUAUUUUUUCUGUGCAGGUAAAACAACAAGUUUAUUUAAAAAAACGGAACAAACAAAUGUAGGGUAAGACGGUAUAAUAUGCCCCUAAGGCAAAACCUAUAAUAACUUUUUUCUUUUCAACGGAAUUUAUGUAAACUUUGUGUUAUUUGGUACUCCAAAAAGUUUCAAAUGCUUUGCCUGUGUGUAGUUAUAUAAAAUAUCACAGAGAACACGUAAUAAAGCUUUUUUGAAAGUCGUGAAAA
Molecule: messenger RNA, 4960 nt
Organism: Armigeres subalbatus
Lineage: Eukaryota; Metazoa; Arthropoda; Insecta; Diptera; Culicidae
Gene: FucTB
Product: alpha-(1,3)-fucosyltransferase 10
Exons: 4
Coding region: 6-1286 (426 amino acids)
Cellular component (GO): membrane
Molecular function (GO): alpha-(1->3)-fucosyltransferase activity
Source: RefSeq, a predicted model, not a curated record